Molecule: messenger RNA, 199 nt
Organism: Dentiscutata erythropus
Lineage: Eukaryota; Fungi; Glomeromycota; Glomeromycetes; Diversisporales; Gigasporaceae
Source: the annotation of a GenBank genome assembly
GAAAAACUUAAUGCAGAUUAGUACUAAAGCAACGGACAUAGAUAUGGAUGAUGAGCUAACAAUAAAAAAUCUUUUUGAUGUUCAAAUGUUUAAACAAAGCCAGGAGGAAACAAUUGAAAGAAGUUCAAUUUUGUAUUCUCAAACACCUACUAUUACUAAUGAAGAUUGGUCAAUUGAUGAUAUCUUCUCUGAAUUCUAA